Molecule: messenger RNA, 1558 nt
Organism: Salmo salar (Atlantic salmon)
Lineage: Eukaryota; Metazoa; Chordata; Actinopteri; Salmoniformes; Salmonidae
Gene: dio3b
Product: iodothyronine deiodinase 3b
Biological process (GO): thyroid hormone metabolic process
Molecular function (GO): thyroxine 5'-deiodinase activity
Source: RefSeq, a predicted model, not a curated record
CUGGCUGUGGAGGCGGGUUGUUUUUUUCAUUCAAAUCCUGCUGCUCCUAUAAAAAGCACAAGUCUGAUAGGCAGAGGCUGAAAACAGAUGGGAAAAGGUGACUGAUACCAUUGUCUCUAUCUGCCUCCCUGUCUUGCCGGCCGGAUAUAAUCGGCAGGGCGAGAUGCAGGAGACUGCAGGUGUCCUGACGGUGCGGGCCCUGAAACACGCAGCCCUCUGUCUGGUUUUGCUGCCCCGUUUCCUCCUGGCAGCGCUGAUGCUGUGGCUCCUGGACUUCCUGUGCAUCAGGAGAAAGGUGCUGCUGAAGAUGAGGGAGCAGGGCAGCAGCCGCGACGACCCGCCCGUCUGCGUCUCCGACUCCAACAAGAUGUUCACCCUGGAGUCGCUCAGAGCCGUGUGGUAUGGACAGAAAUUAGACUUUUUCAAAUCAGCGCACCUUGGAUUUAUCGCGCCCAACACAGAGGUGGUGCAGCUGAAGGACCGGCGCAGGGUCAGAGUCCUGGACUAUGUGAAAGGGAGGAGACCUCUCAUCCUCAACUUCGGCAGUUGCUCCUGACCACCGUUUAUGACGCGCUUGGCCGCGUUUCAGCGCGUCGCGAGCCAGUACGCGGACAUCGCUGACUCUCUGCUUGUAUACAUCGAGGAGGCGCAUCCCUCGGACGGCUGGGUGAGCUCCGAUGCGCCGUACCAGAUACCCAAGCACUGUUGUCUAGAGGACAGACUGAAAGCCGCUCAGCUGAUGCACUCUGAGGUGCCCUGCAGCAACGUGGUGGUGGAUAAUAUGGACAACUCGUCAAACGCGGCGUAUGGAGCCUAUUUUGAGAGACUUUAUAUCCUGAGGGAUGAGCGGGUCGUGUAUCAGGGGGCCAGAGGACCAGAGGGCUACCGGAUAUCAGAGUUGAGGAACUGGCUCGCGCAAUACCGGAACGAUUUGGAGAAUUCCAGAACAGUGGUGGUCCACGUUUAACUUAAAGACAACCAUUACCUGCGGCGCGGAAAGUGUCCACACAUCAAAUAAGUACUCAGAUGCUGCUACAAACACUUGACACACUGCACAUAUGCCUCUACAUGUUGUUUUGGUUCAGAAGCGUUAUAACAGGACGCAGACAGACAUUGUACAUGUUUAUUAUGAUGUAAAACGCAUGAUAGGCUUUUCAGUUCGGCUGUCUUGUUCCUCAUUUUUUGUUUGGUUCUUUGUUUUUGUAAGGAUAUGUCCUGUUGAUUUGAACCUCUGCAACAUUUUGACUUAUUUCAGUUUGAGCAUCAUUUGAUUAUGAUCACUUUAUUUUUCUAUGGCUCUACCUUGAAGGUGUGUGUGUGUGUGUGUGUGUGUGUGUGUGUGUGUGUGUGUGUGUGGUGUGUGUCUGAAAGGCUAAUACCUUUUACUCUAGUGUUGUUGUGAAGUUCAGUUUUUAAAUGGUUUUAAACCAGAAAACUGAUACUGAUGUUAUUUGAUACUAGAGUACUUGGCAACUGGCAAUGUCCUCAACAAAAUGUUCUGUAAAUUGUGUAUAUUUUACUGAACAAAUAUUUUUAAUAAAAUGUUAGAACACAUUGA